GUGAAGUGUAAAGAAUUAACGCCUAUAGUAAGUAAAGCUAUUCGUUGCAAAACCGAAGGGUUUGGCAAGGAUUCAGAAAGUAAAGACUUUUACAUAAAAGUCUAUGAUACGGUUCAUCUGAAAAGUGGUGAAAUUUUGAGAACAUCAAAUAGCUUUCAGGGUAAAGAGUGGUUUAGUAACGUUUCAGUAUCUGCUGCAGAAGACCAAGUUCAGUAUGAGUCAGACAAAG
This is a messenger RNA of Racocetra persica, 229 nucleotides long. The record is from the annotation of a GenBank genome assembly. NCBI's taxonomy places the organism in Eukaryota, Fungi, Glomeromycota, Glomeromycetes, Diversisporales, Gigasporaceae.